Messenger RNA from Dicrocoelium dendriticum, 670 nucleotides. The record is from the annotation of a GenBank genome assembly. Lineage: Eukaryota; Metazoa; Platyhelminthes; Trematoda; Plagiorchiida; Dicrocoeliidae.
AUGGCUAUAGACGCUCCGUCUUUGGUUACUUUUCAUCAGAGCGUGGGGCGUUUGCGCCACUUGCACUUCCAAACCUCAUCAUCGACAUUCUUUUCUCCUCACGAGUUUGUUGCUGGGUUUCCCAUAACAUGUGGAUGUGCUUUUUCUCUCUCCGCCUUCUCACCUUCAGUCCUACCAAAUAACAAUCGGAGUUCGCUUUCAGCUUUAUCACUUUACUUGUUUUCUAUUCUGUCUAGAGUGGAUGAGGCACUAAAUUUGGCCGAACGUAUGCUAGGGCAUCGGAUUUACACAGUCCAAACAGGUGAAGCUGGGCAAACCUGUAACACACUGCUAGUGUGCGAACGAAAGUAUUCCCGACGCGAGCACUACUUCGCCAUCGUACUGGAUCGAGAACUCGGUGGGCCAGUGAUGCUCGGUUGUGAGCAAGGAGGUGUCGACAUCGAAGGGUUGGCGCGAGAUCAGCCCGAUACUUUGAUCAAGAUGCCGAUCGAUAUUGAUGCCGGUUUGUCCCGCGAAGAAGCCGUACAAAUGGCUAUCAAACUGAACUUCACUACUCCGGAUUUAGUUCAGCAGGGUGCCACAUACAUUGAACGCUUGUACAAGCUGUUUUCAGAGACAGAUUGCUCACUACUAGAGAUCAACCCCAUCGCUCAGGAUAUACACGAUCAAA